AUGCGGCCGGAAUGGCUCCGACUAUCAAAAUCUGUGCGUUUAUUGAUCAUCUUUGCAUCUAUCAUUGUUCUUCUUUUUCUAUUGUCAGUCGAUCAUUCCUCACAAGGCACAUCUCAAAAUGUAAUCGCUGAGAAAAGCUGUAAAUGUAAAGGAGAAACGUUUUGCUUUCAAGUUGAAAAUCUCAUUGGCGAAAUGUUCGAUUGUUCACUUUUAAAAUACUUGAAAGAAUUUCAUUUGACGGAGAGUGAUAUUGCAAACACGGAGAUCAAAAAUUUCAACUAUAAAGAAGUCGUUUUCAUCAGCUACUCAUCGAGCAAUCAUUUCUCAGAAAGUCGUCAAAUGUUAACAGAUUUUCGGAAAAAGUUUCAAAACAAGAUUAUCUAUUAUGAUAUUGGAUUGAACAAAGGAGAGUUAGCCGAACUCGCAAAUGUGUGCAAUUUGGAAGUACGUCAGUUCAACUUUUCAGCGUAUCCCGCUCAUGUACAAACACUCGGCACUUAUGCGUUUAAAGUUAUGAUUGAAGCUGAAGUCUCGGUAUCAUAUAAUGUGUUCUGGAUGGCCGACACAUCGCUCGUCUUUCAACAAUUGCCCGUUCUACAGCAAUUUUAUCUGGAUGUGAAGAAUGGAAAGGCUCCUGAAUUCAUGAUUGGCCAAAAAGUGGCGAAAGAAAUCCAAUUUACUCAUCCUGGUGAG
Messenger RNA from Mesorhabditis belari, 693 nucleotides. NCBI's taxonomy places the organism in Eukaryota, Metazoa, Nematoda, Chromadorea, Rhabditida, Rhabditidae. The record is from the annotation of a GenBank genome assembly.